AUUGUGAGAAGAGAGCACAAUUUGCCGGGCAUUUGAUCCGCUUCAGCACUUCGUCGUUGUGUAACAUGCUCGUAUACUGUCCGUAAUUUUGGCGGAUAUUUCCUGAAAAUCAUUGUUCAUAUUGUUCGAGGUUCAUAUUGAAGUGAAAUAUGCCAAAAGUGAACACGAUACUUAAUUAUUUCUCGUCGCCGAAAGCUAUCAAAAAACCGGAGCCGAAAAAAGAAGAAAGAGGAAAGUCGCAGACUCCCAAGAGAGAACAAAAGAACAAAGAACGUAUCAAGAAUGGUAGAGGAAAGGAAAAUCAGGAUCACGAUGAUAGGAAAAGAUCGCUUAAAGAAGAUCAAGACGAUGAAGAGGAUAUAUCCAUAAAACCUAAAAAGAGGCGUCUUAUUAUUCCUGAUGUUGAUUCUGAUGGUGAUUCUGAAGAUGAUUUUAAGCCAGGUUCUGAAUCUGAUGAGUCUGAAUCAGUUUCUGAAGGAGAUACAGAGCAUGAACCUGAAACAGAAACAGAGCAGGAGACUCCAGAGAAAAGGGAGAAAAUAUCUAGUGCCAAAUCCAAACCGGGCCGACCUAGAGGUUCAAAAUAUAGUACAAAAACAAGCAAGAAAGAACCUAAACAGGCUAUACAAACCCAGAGUCAAGCUGUCAGCAAUGGAUCUACUGCUACCCCAACUUGGCCACAUUUGAAAUUAGAUUUUCUACAGCCAGAGAAAAUAAAAGAUAUAAAAAGGAGAACACCCAUAGAUUGCGAUUACGAUUCUAAAACUGUCUAUGUGCCCCAUGACUUUCUACUUAAUCAAACUCCUGCAAUGAGACAAUGGUGGGAAUUGAAAAGCAAACAUUUUGACUGUGUGCUCUUCUUCAAAGUUGGCAAAUUUUAUGAGCUCUAUCACAUGGAUGCAGUUAUUGGUGUUAAUGAACUGAGUCUAACAUACAUGCGAGGUGAAUUCGCGCACUCCGGAUUCCCCGAGAUCGGAUAUGGUCGUUAUUCGGCAAGUCUUAUAGAGAGAGGAUAUAAAGUCGCUCGAGUCGAGCAAACGGAGAACCCGGAGAUGAUGACAGCCCGUUGCAACAAAAUGAGUGGCAAGCCGACCAAGUUCGACAAGGUUGUGAAGCGAGAGAUUUGCCAGGUUAGCACUAGAGGCACCAGAGUGUACACUCCGUUGGAUGUGGAAGCGUCCACACCGAAUUCCAACUAUCUAUUGGCUUUGGUUGAGAAAUGUAAUUUCGAUUCGACGAGCUCCUUCGGUGUGUGCUUCAUCGACACUACAAUAGGCGAGUUCCACCUCGGCCAGUUCGACGACGACCGUUGCAAUUCCAGACUGUUGACUAUGCUGGCUCACCAUCCGCCGGUUCAUAUAAUACACGAACGUGGCAAUCUAUCUCCCAAAACCCUGCAGAUCAUAAAUAGUACCUUACCAGCAGCAUUGAAAGAGCCAUUGCAGCGUGAAGCACAAUUUUGGUCUGCCACAACCGCGUUGAAAAAACUUCACGAGGAGGACUAUUUUAAGAAGGAGAAUGACUCCAGUUUUGCAUGGCCCGAAGGCUUAAAGCCGUAUCUUAACGAAGGAGACAGUUUGGGUCUGACACCAGCCGACAACAAGGAAUUGGCGGUACAUGCGUUGGGAGGGUGCGUGUACUUGCUGAAGGAAUAUCUGCUGGAACAGCGAUUGUUGGCGCAAGGUUGCUUCAAUACUUACUGCCCGCCGGACUUCUCAGCCGCGAGCAACCGCGUCGGCCUCAACUACGCGAACACCAUGGUGAUCGAUGCCGUUACGAUCAAGAAUUUAAGGAUCUUCGGGGAAGGUUCACUCAAUAGCGUGUUGGACCGUUGCUGCACCGCGUUCGGCAAGAGAUUGCUGCGCGAAUGGAUCUGCAGACCAUCUUGCCGUAAAGCCAUCAUUUUGGAACGCCAACAAGCCGUUGAAGAAUUGGUGGAUCGAAUAGAUGUGACGCAAUCGGCACGCGCUAUCUUGGCGACUUUGCCGGACCUUGAGAGAUUAUUGAGCAAAAUACACGCCCAGGGCAAUCCCAGAAUGAAGAAUCAUCCCGAUGGCAGAGCUAUCAUGUUUGAGGGCUCGACGUACUCGAAGAGAGUAAUUAUAGAUUUUACUACGACCCUCGCCAAGUUCGAAGACGUUUUGAAAUUCAUCGAACUGUUCGAUGACUUCAAGAGUAAUUUGAUUACUCGCUGCACUCAAUACGAGCCGGACGGUGAAUUUCCACGUCUGAGGGAGACCUUGGAUUACUUCAAGACGGCGUUUGAUCACGAGGAGGCCAAGAAGCAAGGUUGUAUCGUUCCCAAGAAAGGAGUAGACGCCGAGUAUGACUCGGUAUUAACUGAGCUCGCGCAAAACCGGGCGGAUCUGGAUCAGUAUCUGCAGAAACAGAAGCAACAUUUCGGUGUGAAGGUGACGUUCCACGGGACGGACCGGAAACGCUAUCAGAUCGAGGUGCCCGAGACACAAGUGAAAAAGGUCGGACCCGGUUAUGAGCUGCAGUCGCAACGAAAAGGCUUCAAACGCUACUACACUGCCGAAGCGAGGGAGCUCUUGGCACGGCAAAUGAACGCGGAAGAGCAUCGGGAUAAAGUGCUGAAGGAUCUCAACAGGAGGAUAUUCGCGCAGUUCAGCGAGAACUACGACACGUGGCAUAUGGCCGUGUACAAAUUGGCCACCAUGGACGUGCUCAUCUCGCUCGCGGAUUACGCUCGAAACGGCGAUAUGUGCGUGCCAGAGAUACACGACGGAUCGGACGGCGAGAUCUUCGUCGAGAUCAGAGACGGAAAGCAUCCCUGCAUCACCUCCGACAAUUUCAUACCAAACGAUACCUUAUUGGCGACCGACGAUGCUGCCUCUUUCAUGAUCCUCACUGGACCGAACAUGGGGGGCAAGUCGACUCUUAUGCGUCAAGUGGGUCUCAUCACGAUCAUGGCACAGCUGGGCAGCUACGUUCCGGCCAGCUUGUGCCGCGUGACGCUGGUGGAUCGUAUCUUUACGAGGCUGGGCGCGAAUGACGACAUCCUGGCCGGUCAAAGCACGUUCUUGGUGGAACUGAGCGAAACCGCCACAAUACUGCAGCACGUCACGCCGUAUUCACUGGUUCUUUUGGAUGAGUUAGGACGCGGCACAUCGACCUAUGACGGUACUGCGAUCGCGGCCUCGGUGGUGGACGCGUUGACCAAGCUGAAAUGUCGCACGCUAUUCUCGACGCAUUAUCAUUCCUUGGUCGAGGAUUACAAGACUAACAAGGAGGUCACGUUAGCCCAUAUGGCAUGCAUGGUGGAAACCGAGGAGGAAGAGGAAGUGUCGCAGGAAACCGUGACGUUCUUGUACAAGCUCAGCGAAGGCGCCUGCCCGAAGUCGUACGGAUUCAAUGCCGCUCGAUUGGCAGGCGUGCCGUCUGUAAUUACAAAGAGAGCGCACGAAAUAGCUAGCAGGAUGGAGCAGGAAACUAAUCAGAAGCACAUCUUCAGCGCUCUCUGUAGAGCCAAUGCCGCCGCCGAGAUGAGAGAUCUCCUCAUAAUGUUGAAUAAAUUCUCGUGCACUCGCGUUUGAGACGGAACUAUCAGUUGCAAGAUGAUCGCUCCAUCGCUGAAUCUAUAAGCCACGUACGAAGUAUUAUCAGGAGAUAAGUUAUUUAUUUGCAAACAUAAAAUACAGAAACGAACAUUUCUCGCAUAUACGCGACACAUAAAUACAUGCUUACACGUAUUUGAAUUUCUGUUUCGCGAGAUACGAGUUCUCCUCAUGAAUUUCUGCGUUUGCUCGCCGCAAACGAGCAAUUGUAUCGUUAAUAUUCAUUCGAUAAGCAUUUGUUUUGGAAAUUUUGUACGCUAUAGGAGUCCAUUUUUUGUCUCUCUCUAUAAAAUCGAUUGAUUUUCUUGUACGUUUUAUUGUGCACUAUAUGUUGGUAUUUAUUCAUUCGCUGUAUACAAUCAAAUGUGUAAAUUCCAAUCUGUAAUUGUGUGCGUUUAGAAUUUCUCGAAUAUUUAAGAAACAUGUCUUGUUCUAUUUAUUUAACAGUCCGGCGUUCAGUCGUUUCAUUUCGUAAAAGAGCAGAAAUAAGGUCGCGUGUUCUAAAGUUUCUGUAAACUUAUCGACUGUGUAUGUCCUUAUUUUACCGUCAACAAAUUGCAUUGAUAUGUUAACUAUUUUCAUAAUAAAACAUCAAUGUGCGACAAGAA
This is a messenger RNA of Harpegnathos saltator (Jerdon's jumping ant), 4186 nucleotides long. RefSeq names its product DNA mismatch repair protein Msh6 (gene Msh6). Lineage: Eukaryota; Metazoa; Arthropoda; Insecta; Hymenoptera; Formicidae. Gene Ontology annotation, molecular function: ATP binding; ATP-dependent DNA damage sensor activity; mismatched DNA binding. Gene Ontology annotation, cellular component: nucleus; MutSalpha complex. Gene Ontology annotation, biological process: mismatch repair. The transcript is spliced from 20 exons. Bases 150 to 3557 code for a protein of 1135 amino acids. The record is from RefSeq and is a predicted model, not a curated record.